Molecule: messenger RNA, 1272 nt
Organism: Corylus avellana
Lineage: Eukaryota; Viridiplantae; Streptophyta; Magnoliopsida; Fagales; Betulaceae
Source: RefSeq, a predicted model, not a curated record
AUGGAGGUGAAGCCCUCUUCCCCCACCACUCUUGUAGCUCUGUUUACCAAGUUUAAUGUCAACGACUUGCGGGAUAUUGAGGAGAAAGUGGUCGAUGUGGGCAUGGAUGAGGGUGUGAAAUUGCUCAAAGCUUUUUUGCAAUCAAACACCGUUUUGACUGACGUCUUUCUUUCCGUAGAGAACGUUAAAACGGAGGACUCACAUACGUCAUAUGUGAUUCUGAAGUAUUAGAGAUUAUAGCAAUUAAGGGUUCUAAUUGCCAUACUGAAUCCUUUCGAAGAUUCAUCAUCGUUCACAGACCUACCAUGGCAACGACCAGAGUAAGCUUGAAGCUCUUCAUAGACAAGAAGAGACAACGGGUGCUGUUUGCUGAAGCAGACAAAGAAUUCGUUGAUUUCCUAUUUAGCAUUUUCACUUUGCCGGUCGGAGCUGUGACGAGGCUUCUGAAAGAGGGAGGCGGCAUGGUAGGCUGCUUGCCAACCCUCUACCGGAGCAUUGAAAAUAUGAGCGUUUCUUACAUCCAACCAGACAAAGACAAACGUUUUCUGCUAGAACCCAACGUCGUCAUGCCUGGUGCUAAACUCCCUCUCCUAUUGCCAAACGUUAGCUCAACAUUCCGUCAAUUGUACAGGUGUCCGUACUCAUACAUUUCCAGCAACUGUAGCAGCUACGUGGCUGAUGACGAUAGCACAAUUUGUCCUCAGUGCAACAAUAAGAUGGACCGGACGGUAACAUUCAUAGACCCACCAAGAACGAUCAGGGCAUCUCCCACUAGUGAAGAAGGUUACGUGAAACCGAUGGUUACAUACAUGGUGAUGGAUGACAUGGAGGUGAAGCCAUCCUCCUCCAGCAUUCUUGUCACUUUGCUUACUAAGUUUAAUGUCAAGGAUGUUGGGGAUGUUGAGGAGAAAGUGGUCGAUCUGGGCAUGGAUGAGGGUGUGAAAUUGCUCAAAGCUUCUUUGCAAUCAAAUGCUGUUUUGACGGACGUCUUUCUUUCUUUAGAACAUGACAAAGGGACAAAAGGCUUCCAUGUAAUCUGAAAUAUGAUUCACUUUAAUUUCAUAUUAGAAUGAGUAAAUCAAGGGAUUGGUUGAAGUGAAGGAAUCGUCAGAUUAUGUAUAGCAAUUAAGGCAAUUUUGUUGAAAAUCAGUGUGCUUUAUUUCUUGGUGCAAGAGUUAUGUAGGACUAGUGUUCUUACAAAAUAGUAAUCACGAGAUUGCAAAUUUGGUCUUCUUAAUUUUUAGUUGCAAUCAUAUGUCACAUUUUCUGUUC